Messenger RNA from Perca flavescens (yellow perch), 2065 nucleotides. Its product is annotated as zinc finger protein 239-like. Gene Ontology annotation, cellular component: nucleus. Gene Ontology annotation, molecular function: DNA-binding transcription factor activity, RNA polymerase II-specific; RNA polymerase II transcription regulatory region sequence-specific DNA binding. The transcript has 2 exons. Gene Ontology annotation, biological process: regulation of transcription by RNA polymerase II. NCBI's taxonomy places the organism in Eukaryota, Metazoa, Chordata, Actinopteri, Perciformes, Percidae. The coding region runs from base 580 to 1521 and encodes 313 amino acids. The record is from RefSeq and is a predicted model, not a curated record.
CCAAGCAAGCGGUGACGAGGGGAAACAUAGACACUAGUUAUUAAAUUAUCAACAACAGAAGGAGAGAGCUUUGUGUGGAAGGAACGGCCCUGUGAACAACAACAAAAGUGGAAGGCAAUUACAUAACAUCCAAAAUAGUGUCGGUAACGUAAGGAGAGGAGGAGGAAAUAGGAAAGAGGAGACAGUCAUCACCAGACUGACAAUUGGGCAUACUUAUUUGAAUAGUACCCUUUUCAUCAUGGGGAAACAUCCAACAGGGUUGUGUAAUAGAUACAGAACUUGUGCAACAUGAUGUAAAUGAAGGAAAUAUAUGGUAGAGAGAAAGAUCAUGAUGGAGGGAAUGAGAAGAGCAGGAAACCUACUGGAAUAGGAGGAGGAGGUGAACAAGGCAGGAGUUAGCAGGAUUAGGCAACUGUAGGUGAAAUGGGUCACCAGUAGGUGGCGGUAGUGCACCGCAAUGGAUGCAAAACACCGUUAAAAUACACAAGGAGAAGAAAAAGACUAAGGAAAAAGAAGGCGUCACGAAAGUUAGUGCCCAGGUAGACACAGAGACCGACUGGGACCACUACAAGAAAGGACAUGGAGGAGGACACCCAGAACCCGGAGCAGCAGAGCAACAGCGUUCCCGAAAGACAAGCAACAGGGCCGUCCUCUGGUACCAACAAUGUUCAGAAACGUGGGGGACAAAAGGCACGUCCCAAGUCUCACCUGGGACUUGGGACUGGAGCGAGACCAUACAGCUGCGACCACUGUGACAAAGUGUUCAAAAAGUCGAGUCAACUGAAAAACCACCAAAGCGUUCACACCAGGGACCAGCCGUACAAAUGUGACCAGUGCGGAAAAGGUUUUGCGAGAGCGGGCUCCUUAAAAGUCCAUUACGGCAUACACACCGGAGCCAAACCGUAUACCUGUGACCAAUGUGGGGCAGCGUUCCUACACAAGUAUCACUUCCAAACUCACCGGUACAUUCACACCGGAGAGAAACACUACAACUGUGACCAAUGUGAGAAAGUUUUCACCACCGGAGGUGACCUAAAGAACCAUCAGCGCAUUCACGCGGGCUAUAAACCGCACAAGUGUGAGCACUGCGGGGCAGCUUUCACGAGGCGCGGGCCGCUGGUUCGCCACCUGCGCAUCCACUCCGGAGAGAAACCGCACUGGUGCGACAUCUGCGGGAGACUCUUCGCCCGGGGCUACACCUUAGACGUCCACCGACGCACUCACACCGGAGAGAGACCGUACGUGUGCAACUUCUGCGACAAGGAUUUCAUCACAUCGGGGGCCCUGGCAACCCACCAACGGGUUCACACCGGAGAUAAGCCGUACAGCUGCGACCAGUGUGAGAAAACGUUCAGCAUUCGCGGUAACCUGGAAGUCCACCGCCGCAUUCACACGGGAGAGAAGCUGUACUGGUGUGAAGAAUGCGGGAAGAGCUUUGGUUCAGAGGGUACCCUUAAAAGCCACCAACGCAGUCACAAUAAAAAUACGAGAGCCCAAAACGACAUUAGACAUUAUUGCUAAGGCCAUAUGGCGACCACUUUUUAAAAAGUUAGCGUUGAGCCCUUUUUGAUCCACCUGGAUUGUUACUUUCUAAGAAAUGAAUGAAAGUUGUAGUACUAUGUUGUACUAUUUUUUUUUUUUUUUUUUUUUAAAUUGAUUUUAUUAUCUUUUUUUUUUUAUUGCUCUCAAAAUUUGCAUUUAUUUCAGUAAUCAAGAUUUCCAAACUCCAUAACUAGUACAAAUAAUAACUUCUACAAUGGCUGAUUGUUUUACCGUCCAUUGAUUGGAGUAUUUCCUCGAUGAAAUUUUUUUUUCUGAGGAAAUUGAAUUGCUAAAGAAGGUUAUGGGAUGUGGUCAAAAGCUCCAAAAAGAGAUUACGUGAGCAUUACUUGUUGUUGUGAGAGUGAUUUAUUACAAAUGUGUUCCCAUUGCUUUUGUCUGCUUCAUAUAUUUCCUAUUUGGAAUUUUUUUGGGAGUUCAACAUUAUACACAAAAAGGGGCCUUUUGUGUAAUUUUACCUGGCUUUUUGUGCCCUUUAUUUGAGAGGACAGGAAAGGGGGGAAGA